Molecule: messenger RNA, 2831 nt
Organism: Lytechinus variegatus (green sea urchin)
Lineage: Eukaryota; Metazoa; Echinodermata; Echinoidea; Temnopleuroida; Toxopneustidae
Exons: 8
Coding region: 321-1814 (497 amino acids)
Biological process (GO): negative regulation of DNA-templated transcription
Molecular function (GO): DNA binding
Source: RefSeq, a predicted model, not a curated record
GGCGUUUUGGGGAGUGAAUAGUUUUGGGGAAUAGGAAUAGAUAGAGGUUUCUUUUUUUUUUUUUUAGAUGAGGGAGGAAAAUUAUAAAUACUUAAUCGGAGGGAAUUCAUGAAUUAUCUAUUUAUGUAAAAUUGUGCAAUGGCCUAAAAUAAAAAUGACUUAUUUUGAUGGACUACUUUAAAUUUCGUAUGUUUAAUGUUCGUGUAGGAUAUCACGGAAGGUGUAUGAAAUAUAUACCACCGGAUCGACAACUUUUUAGUUUUGAUUUAAAAUUACCUUAUUAGCAUUUAUUCUGGCCUUUUGAGCUAAAUUUAGGGAAGAUGAAGAAAUAUGCUUUGGUAGAGUGGACAAAUGAGGCUGAUGCAGGCUCAUACAGCGUCGUAAACAGCGAGUGGAUCUUGGGUUAUACACCGGAAAUGUAUCUGAUUGAGUGGCGAGAGGGACAGGGGAGAAAAAAACCUCCGUCCGGUGGAUGGCCUAUGGGCGAAGCAAAGAUCCUGCAGACCAGCGACAAAGAAUCUGAGUUGAAGAAAGCACUUCACGACAUGACAUCUCAGAAGAGUCAAAACGACCUGGUCGUCUCUGGCAAGCGCAAAAGGAUCCCCAAGAAACGUUUGUACGAGAGCGACGAUGAAACCGACACUGAUGUUGCGCGGUCCAGUGGCGAUGAGAAGAAGCGAUCAAGGAAAACCAAGAAGGCUGAAGAAUCAGACAUGUCACCAUCUUCUUCCCAGAGGAAAGCUGGACAGAAGAGGGUUUCUGAUGAGGACCAGACCCAGCCCAAUAAAGACCAAGAACCAAACCUAGACCAAGAACCAGGCCAAGAAGACCAGGACCCAGAAGCAUUCCCUGAUACUUCAUCUGACAGGGAAAUAGAAUAUUCCACAGAUGGGAUGGGGCCUGAUGUUCAGGGUGAUGAGAUGGAGGAUGGUGAGGAGGAGGAGGAAGAGGAAUUAGGGAGCGAAGGAGGAGAGUACCCACCAGAGUACGAGCUCUCGGAGCUCGAGAAGCUGAGAUUAGAAGUUAGAGGACUGAGAGAUGAAAUCAUGCUACUCAGACAUGAAGUUUGCAAAGAACUUCCAAAGGUGCAUGCGAUAGCCCUCAAGGCUCUGGGCACCCACAACAACGUCAGAUGUUCUCCCGAGGACAAGAGCAGCAAAGUGGUUAAGAGGAAGGCAUUGUCUCAACCUGGUAAUAAGUUUGCUGUCAGCAAAGGGAGGAGACGCCCGGGUCAGUUCUCCAAGGCGGGCGUGCUGAAGAAAGAAGCUGAAAUUCUCAGGCAGAAAGCUAAUUUGGAGAAGAUCUCAGGAAAGCCCAAAGUCAUCCUUUCGCCAACGAAACUAAUAAAAAAUGAGAUGAUAUCCUCGCCAUCUCCAUCUAAGAAACAAGCAACUCAAAAUUCCGACCAGGUUGAGAUUCAUCCGGGAAGUGGUGUGUUCAUCAACCGCGAGGUUUGGGACGGCCUUAAUGCUCUGGACCAACCCACCGCCUUUACCCGCCGUCUCCUCCCAUUCGUCUUCUCCAUGGAAACGCUCCUCAAUAGUAACCUGCGAGGUGGAAAGAGCACCAGGGACUCUACCGCAGAGCCAAGACAAGCCCUUGAUCCAAAGAAAGUCGAUGCCAUCUAUAAUGCAGUAUACUGCAAGUUUCCUCAAGUUAAGCACUGCGAUAUCGGGCAAGCCAUCAAUGGUCGGCUGUCCAACUUGAGGUAUAGAGCGAUGAAAAAGACCUGGUCUCCGUCGUUUCCCAGUCAAUUACCCACAAGUUUGAUUCUCAAGCAGAACACUCCACAUGUCCCUGAUGAGAGUACGUGAACAUUCCAAAGCUAUUUGAGGAAUGUGACCAUAUCUGAAAGGAACUGUAAAAUGCGUUUCUCACUUAUUUCCAUAUCUGAAAGGAAAUGUAAUUUGUGUUUCUCACUUGUUAAAACCAGUUAUUUGUUAUUUCUCAGUAAAGUGAGAAAGAUUUUUUUGUUGUUGCCCAGAUGAAUCACCAAUUGCUUGUCAUUGCUUUGAACUGUUUUAGAUUCACGAUGUCAUAAAGUAUAUUGAUCCAAUCUCUGUUGCUGAAAGUCAAUAUUCCAAUCUAUACCUUGCACUGUCAUUAUAACAAAAUAUUCUUUGUUUCUUUUCUGUUUUCUUUCAUGUUUUUGUUGAUAUAAUUUUUUAAAUAUAUUUUAGGUGUUCUGUUUAACAUUCUUUCCUCUUGCUUCAUUAAAUAAGUCUUUUCUUUAAUGCUGAAUGGUAUAUCAUCUCCUUUUACACUUGUGAAGAAAGGAAGAUAAUUUCUUUUGAGAAGAUUUCUCAUAUUAGAACAUUCAACUCAUUUUGUAAUCUCAGGAACAUAUUUCAUUUUAAAAUUAUGAGUUUAACCUACAAAAAUGGACAAAAAUUUUUGUUUUAAAACAUAUUUUACGUUUGCAUUGUUUUUAUUUUGCAUAUGUGUUCUAGAUUAUGACACUUCUGCUCUAAUCUGAGUUUUAGAAAUAUUUACCAUUCCCUUUCAUUACAUGAAAGAGGUUGCUAUUCUUUUAUCUUGACCAACUCAUAAACAUAUCACGUAAUGAAUAUGUUAUAUAUUUUUUUUGCAGAAUACUUAAUCAAAUGAAAGGGGAAAACACUACUUGUAUUUCAUUUGAGUUUAGCCAUUUGAUCAACAAUUGUGGAGUUGUUACAUACAUCUUUUGGUUAAUUUGCCAAUCUGAAACAGAUAUAUGUGUAUGUCUUUGGUAUAUUGUGUGAUGAUAUGUGAAACAGGGUUUGUAUUAUUUCAUAGCAUCUGCCAGCUUCCUAUACAAAGUACAUUAUUGGAAAAAAAAAUCAGUUAAUAAA